AUGCCAAAACCCCCAUUCCUCCAACCCCACUCCUCCUAUCUCCUUCACCUCUUAUUCCUGCUCUUAUUAAUCCCAAAAUCCCUUCUGUCCCAGCCGCAGACAAGUAAAAUCUCUUAUAAAACUAGUGACUGAAGACAGUGCUUGGAAGCAAGCAGUCAGUGGUGAAGACCUAAUUUUGAGCAUUCUUACGGCAGAUGAUGUAUCGAUGGUGAAUGAGAUCAGAGAGGGUUUGAGUGAACGGAGAGAGAGGUUAGGAUGGAAGAUUACCUCCUCUGCCCUACUGAUUUUGAUAGUUGAGGUACCCAAAUCAAAUGGACUAAUGGAGAAGUAGCAGAGUACGUAUUUCAAGUAGGAAAAAUACCUCUCGAUAGUCUUUGUUGGUAUAAACUGAUAAAAACAGAAAGUAUGCAUAGAGAAUUCAUAGUCUCAACUCCUGAGCAAUCCAAAGUUCUGGAGCAUCAAAUUUUUCAUCUCAAAAAUGGUACACUUCACAAAAUUAACACACCAAGUGUUCUAUUGGAACACCAAGAUCAGCUGUUAUUUCUCUAUAUCCCUACAACUACAAACCACAACGACAUGGAAUUUCGAGCGAUAGUGAAAGAUCUCAACAGAUCUUCAUUCAGAAUUAAAUACAUCAUCAUGUCAUCUCUAUGACUUGUGGCUUUCUUCUGUAUGAUCACAAUUAUCUGCAAACAUUAUAUUCAAAAGAAAAAUAAUUUCAAUGCCAAAGAAUCAAAUAAUCAAACUCGAGGAAUGAAGCCAUGAGUCCUUCAAAUAGACACUGAAGCCGGUCAGAGUUCAACUUUCCUUAAAGAAACAGGAGAUCUAGCCACCACGAUUAGUCCUCCGAAGGGACUGAAAAGAAAAGACAAUGGAUGGUGUGGAGAGCCUAUAUUUUAUAGUCCAGAAUAGAGAUAUUUCAAUACUUUUACUGCACUUAUGUA
Molecule: messenger RNA, 944 nt
Organism: Moneuplotes crassus
Lineage: Eukaryota; Ciliophora; Spirotrichea; Euplotida; Euplotidae
Source: the annotation of a GenBank genome assembly